GUUUGAAAGAGAAGAGGAAAACAAAUUCAAAUAAGGAGUGGCAGCCGGCACACACGCAGGCAGAAGCACAACCUUACUGAAGCUUUCCUUGGCCGCAUCUCGUAAGAUGGCACUUCGUUUUGAGAUUCUUGGUAAGUUCAAACGUGCCCGUGCCUCUCGAUUGACGCUCCCUCAUUUUGUGUGCCAAACGCCUUUAUUCAUGCCAGUGGGCACACAAGGAACAAUCAAAGGUUUGACAACUAGCCAGCUUGAGGACAUUGGUUGCCAAAUAAUACUUGGAAAUACUUAUCAUUUGGCUUUGAGACCUACUUCUGAGCUUCUUGACCAACUUGGUGGUCUUCACAAAUUUAUGAAUUGGCCACGCGCCAUGCUUACCGACUCUGGUGGCUUUCAAAUGGUUUCACUUUUGCAUCUUGCGGAUAUCACAGAAAAAGGUGUCACAUUUCAGUCACCUGUAGAUGGAAAGCCGAUGCUUCUAACACCCGAGGACUCAAUUCAAAUACAAAAUAGAAUUGGAGCAGAUAUCAUAAUGGCUCUCGACGAUGUUAUAAAGACCACCGUUACUGGUCCAAGAGUUGAGGAAGCUAUGUACCGAACACUUAGAUGGAUAGACAGAUGUAUAGCAGCUCACAAGAGGCCUCAUGAUCAGAACUUGUUUGGUAUUGUGCAAGGUGGUUUAGAUCCUAUGUUGAGGGAUGUAUGUGUUAAAGGUCUGGUGGAGCGGAAUUUGCCUGGCUAUGCUAUUGGUGGUCUUUCAGGCGGCGAAGAUAAAAAUUCAUUUUGGCGAGUUGUUGCUCAGUGCACUGCUGCUUUGCCAGAGGAUAAACCGCGAUAUGUUAUGGGAGUUGGCUAUCCACUUGACAUUGUUGUUUGUAGUGCUUUGGGGGCUGACAUGUAUGACUGUGUUUAUCCUACUCGCACAGCACGCUUUGGCACUGCUCUAGUUCCUGAGGGAGUGUUAAAACUAAAAAACAGAGACAUGGCUGAUGACACCCGUCCAAUUGAUCCCACUUGCCUUUGUAUGGUUUGCAAGAACUACACCAGGGCUUACAUCCAUUGUCUUGUGACAAAAGAUGCCAUGGGGUCUCAACUUCUUUCAUAUCAUAAUUUAUAUUAUAUGAUGCAGCUUAGUAGGAAUCUCCACUCUUCAAUAGUUGAAGAAAGGUUCCCAAAGUUUGUAUGCGACUUUCUGCACCAAAUGUUCCCAAAAGGUGAUGUUCCUGAAUGGGUCUGCAAUGCUAUGGAAGUGGCUGGAAUUGACAUUUCUUCUUGCUGUGCUCCACUUUCAUCAUGCCAAGAAUAUGAUUCCAAAAAUGUGUCAGAAGAAUUCAUUCAUUGUGGUAGAACUGAUUCAAACAUAGGCGGUCAUGAUAGGUGCAGUGGUGAGAUGUAGAAAUUAGUUUAGACUGACGAUUUCUUGUAGCAUAAAUUUUGUAUCCUGCUUAUGCUACUUAAGUAAAAAUUAGUGAAGGUUAUUAAAAGUCUUGAAUCAUUCAUCAUACGCUUCUCAAGAGUAAUUUAUAGUUCAUUUUAGUUCUUA
This is a messenger RNA of Medicago truncatula (barrel medic), 1540 nucleotides long. RefSeq names its product queuine tRNA-ribosyltransferase catalytic subunit 1. The transcript is spliced from 11 exons. Lineage: Eukaryota; Viridiplantae; Streptophyta; Magnoliopsida; Fabales; Fabaceae. The record is from RefSeq and is a predicted model, not a curated record. Gene Ontology annotation, cellular component: cytosol. Gene Ontology annotation, molecular function: tRNA-guanosine(34) queuine transglycosylase activity. The coding region runs from base 107 to 1393 and encodes 428 amino acids.